Acanthosepion pharaonis is the source of this 504-nucleotide messenger RNA. The record is from the annotation of a GenBank genome assembly. Lineage: Eukaryota; Metazoa; Mollusca; Cephalopoda; Sepiida; Sepiidae.
AUGACUUAUGAUGGCUUUGUCAAUGUAUCUGAUCUCCUGCAACACAUUCCAAGCGGAUACAAGGAAGAAGAUAUUAUAAAAAUGGUGAGAAAUGAUCCUAAGAAACGGUAUGCCAUCCAGCGAAUUGGAGGGACCCUACAAAUAAAAGCCACUAAUGGACACACUUUGCCAGUUAACAUUUCUAUGAAAACCACAACAAAAAAGAUUGGUUUACAUGGAACAUUUAUGCAUAAUUGGGAACAGAUAAAAUCCCAGGGGAUAUCUCGAAAGCAAAGGAAUAACAUUCACAUGGCUUCUCAUGACCCUAGCUGUAAAAGUGGUAUUCCACCAAAUCGAGAUAUCAUUAUUGAAAUUGACAUAGAUAAAGCCAAAAAAGAUGGCAUAAAAUUUUUUGAAUCUGACAAUGGCAUCAUACUGAGUCCUGGAAAUCUCAACGGUGUGAUUGAAAAGAAAUAUUUUAAAAGAGCUUACACAAUAUCAGGUUCUGAGUUAUCUUUGGCCUGA